AAGAACGUAAAAAAUCUGCAUCAAAAAAUGAUUUUUUCAUCCUCUUUACGACUGCAGAAAAUUGCAAUGUCGAACUUCCGAAACACUCUGGGAUUGUAGAUGGAAAAGUUUUUAGGGACUAUUUUGGACCAUUUUCUGGCAGAGCAUACAAGUCCAUUAUGGCCAAGUCCACGCCCCCUAUCCGUGAUAAAGUCAAUAAUAUCCAUACCACUUCUCACGGGAAACUUUGCAGAGUAAAUCAAAUUAACAAA
This is a messenger RNA of Acaulospora colombiana, 251 nucleotides long. Lineage: Eukaryota; Fungi; Glomeromycota; Glomeromycetes; Diversisporales; Acaulosporaceae. The record is from the annotation of a GenBank genome assembly.